Molecule: messenger RNA, 650 nt
Organism: Cotesia glomerata
Lineage: Eukaryota; Metazoa; Arthropoda; Insecta; Hymenoptera; Braconidae
Product: general odorant-binding protein 56h-like
Exons: 5
Coding region: 103-543 (146 amino acids)
Biological process (GO): sensory perception of smell
Molecular function (GO): odorant binding
Source: RefSeq, a predicted model, not a curated record
UGUCACUGGUAUAUAAGACAAGUUAUUUCACAGCAUGGACAUAAGUUUUUCAAACGUCCUUUGAACAAACAACUAGCUAACUAACAAACAACUAACUAAACAAUGCGUUCAUCAAUUUUCGUGCUGGUAACCUGUGCUCUUCUUGUUGGAGUACUUGGAGACGAAGAGAAAAGGGCGAAAAUGAAAGCAACCUUCGAGAAGUGUCUCAAAGAAGGAGGAAUCGAAAAAGAAGAGCUACAUAAGGCUCAUGAAGCUCAGAAAAACGGAGAAGAACCCGAUCAAAAAAUAAAAUGCUUCACAGCUUGUAUGGCCAAAGAAAUGGGUGCUAUGGUUGAUGGACAAUUCAACAAAGACAAAAUGCUCGAGAAGCUUCCAGCUGACAUACCCGAUCGUGAAAAGAAGGUUGAAGCGAUCACAAAAUGCACUGAAGAGAAGGGAAGUGACGAGUGCCAGACAGCUUAUCUCGUAAUGAAAUGUCUGCGUGACAAUAAGGUACAGGCACUGCCUCAUCAUCACCACCACCACCACCAUCACGACCAAUAAUUGUUUCUGGAUAAACUUGGUGUUGUGCAACUUCAUAAUUCAACGGCCACGAUAUGAAACUGAAUUUUAAAUUAUAUAAUGAAAAAUGUUGAUAAUUAUUAUUAUUA